AUGGCAGACCCACAGAAACAGAUGCAAGCUCUGUCGGAGGAAUACCAGACUCUCCAGACCGAGCUUGACGGCCUUGUCGAUGCGCGCCAAAAACUCGAAUCUCAACAGCAGGAGAACAAGAGCGUCCAGACGGAGUUCACAUCCCUCGACGAUGACACCAAUAUCUUCAAGUUCAUCGGGCCGGUACUGUUGAAACAAGAUAAGAGCGAGGCAUUGAUGGCCGUUAAUGGACGUCUAGAGUUCAUUGAAAAAGAGAUUAAACGGAUCGAGGGCCAAAUAACCGAGAACGAAGAAAAGACUGAUAAGAAGCGGUCAGAUAUGAUUCAAUUCCAAAGCCAAAUCCAGCAACAGGCUGCCGCCGCCUCUGCGUCUGCGUGA
This is a messenger RNA of Aspergillus puulaauensis, 378 nucleotides long. RefSeq names its product tubulin-binding prefolding complex subunit YKE2. NCBI's taxonomy places the organism in Eukaryota, Fungi, Ascomycota, Eurotiomycetes, Eurotiales, Aspergillaceae. Gene Ontology annotation, cellular component: cytoplasm; prefoldin complex. The record is from RefSeq and is a predicted model, not a curated record. Gene Ontology annotation, biological process: chaperone-mediated protein complex assembly; protein folding. The transcript is spliced from 4 exons. Bases 1 to 378 code for a protein of 125 amino acids. Gene Ontology annotation, molecular function: protein-folding chaperone binding.